GGGCGGAGGUGCGGUCGCCAGGCGUCGCCGCCGCUCGGUGACUUCCUGACAGCCCUCGCCGUGAAAGGAGGACACGCUUGGCGACCGACGCGCCUUCAGCCAGCCAGUCUCGAGAGGCCGGGAUGGAGGUUCCCAAGAAGGAUGACAUUCUUCUCCUGGCCGAUGAAAAGUUUGACUUCGAUCUUUCACUGUCUUCUUCAAGUGCAAACGAAGAUGAUGAAGUCUUCUUUGGACCCGUGGGGCAUAAAGAAAGAUGUGUCGCUGCCAGCUUAGAGUUAAAUCCCCACGUUCCCGAAGAACCGCUUCUGCCAGGCUCGGAAGGUCACUUCACCUGGAGCCCUCUCACUGGGGAGAAGUUUGUGGAAGUGUACACGGAGGCUCACUUGCUGGCCUUCCAGAUCGAAAGCAAAAGCAAAAACAAGGCAGCCCAAGCGGCCAGGCCCGAAGACCUUUGGAGCCAGAGCGUGGAGAGAUUUAUCCAGGAAUCGAAAUUAAAAAUAAACCUGUUUGAGAAAGAAAUGGAAAUGAGGAAGAGCCCCAGGUCGCUGAAGAGGGAGACAUAUUACCUGUCGGACAGCCCCUUGAGGGCACCGCUGAGCCAGACCCCCUUGGGGGCAGCUUCUGCCCAGGCCGGCCAAGCCCAGACGCAGGGACCGCUGCACUCGCCUCGCUCUUCCUUGCCGGUGGAACCCGGUGCUGCUCCCCCUCCAAACCAGGCAGGGCCUCAGAAAAAGGUCAUCAGCCAGUUGGUACGGCCCCGAGCUUCGUCUGUGAGAGGGAAAACCAUUCAUGCGGCCGCGGAGCAGCCUAUGAAAAGGAUACCAGCUAGCCCUUCCGGCGUGAGAAACCUAAAUGAGAAGGAAUCCCGCGGGGCCGUGCCCCCUGACAAAUCCAGUGCUGCCCGGGAGGGCGCCAGCUUGCCGGCCGGGGGCAGCCACUUGGUCCAAGGCAAGCGAUCGCUCCCUGUCCUGAGCAAGUUGGGGCCGAAGAGGACCCUGUUAAAACCAAGUGGGUGUGCUGGCGGUCUUUCAAGGAAGUCGUCUUCCUCAGGGUCUGUUUCUGGUGGGAUUUCCAGUGUGUGUGCUUCUCCGGCCACCUGCAGAGCUAAAUCAAGUGAACCUGCAAGUUUUCCUGCGAACAGUUCCCCGCCUGUGUCAUGCACCAGCCAGUCAGGCAGAGUGGGACCUGCUGUGUCCCGGCAGUCCCUGCAGGGAGGCCCUGGGGGUGCGUCCUGCAGAAGGAGCAAAUGGACCUCGGCUGCGGAGGUGACAAGGGAGCCAGCCAAGGCGCUCACCCCCGCGGCUGUCGCCCAAGCCCCGACUCUGGAACAGGGAGGCCCGGGGCUGAGCUCUCAUUCCAGCUGGUCGCCGCCGUCUCCGUUGAAUACGGCCGGGAGUGCGAGAGGGCGUGAUUCCCGGCUACCCUGCAAGACAAAGGCGAUGCCCACCCCAACAAGUCACUUUAAGGUCCCCAAGUUUUCUACUGGUGAGCCUGCAGAGAGUGCAAUGCCAAAGUCCUGUCGGGCACAGAGGCCAUAUUCCUGCACAUCAGUGGGAAGGGUAGUUGUCCACAGCACUCCCGCUGGACACUCAUCCGGGCCGGCCUCACCAGGACAUUUAAGCGGUAUGACGACCCCUGUGAGUACGAGGCGUGGGUCAGCCUUGCCCACGCCCGCCAGCCGUCGGCUCUCCAGCCUUCCACGGGUGACUCCUAAAACUGUGCCCAGAGCUCUGGCUUCUCCCGUGUGUGUGUCUGCUCUGCGGCUUUCCUCUGAACUCCGGAAAAAAUGUGCAGUGAGAGCCGCGCCAACCAGGGCGAGCAGGAGCGAGGCUGCCUCCGGGCGCCAGGACUCGUCGUCUGACGGGUCCUGUUCCCCCCCGUCGGCUGUGCCACAGGCACUUAACUUUUCUCCUGAAAAGAGCGACUUGGCUGUUCCAAAAAGCAUCACUGCAGAAGGAGUGCCAGCUGCGGCCCAGCCACCCGAAGACACACGCCCUCGUGAGGCGAUUCUUGUGGAUCUUAGACUGGAGCAACUUGCCAUCGCUCCGAAAGCCGAGGGCCCAGCCCUCGUCAGCCCCCCUCUUGUGGACCUGGGCGGUACUCCAGAAGCAAGCGUGGCCCCGGGCUCUGAAGGCAGACCUCUGAUUGACCUGCUGAUCAACACUCCGGACGUGAACAGAACCACCGCGUCCAAGCCUCUCCACGAGGUGGCACAGCUGAUAGACUUGACUUCUCCUCUGAUCCAGCUGAGUCCCGAGGCUGACAAGGAAAAUGUCGAUUCGCCACUUCUCAAGUUCUGAGGAGAAUAAAACCCUUCGCAUUUUACAUUUCGUUAAAAGAACUGUCGGUCCUAAGGUGGUUUUCAACCCUUAGAAAUAAAUCUUAGGAGCAAUUGUUUCGUGGUUGUUGUUUACAGCAACCCCAAGUAAAGGUCCCGGGCCUAGAGGGGAUGUUGUGCAAUCGGCCCCGAGCUUACCGCUGCCCCACACGCUGGGCUGGAGGUGAAGAAUUUUGUUUUGUGUCUUUUGCGUGUAAAAAUGGCAAGUGACUAUUUUUAAAAUUAAGUUUGCGUGAAAAGGUAAAUAUUCUAGGUUUAAAUUAAAUUGGAAAAUAAAUGAAAGUGUAUUAAA
Messenger RNA from Lynx canadensis (Canada lynx), 2630 nucleotides. RefSeq names its product G2 and S-phase expressed 1 (gene GTSE1). The transcript has 12 exons. Gene Ontology annotation, cellular component: microtubule cytoskeleton; cytoplasmic microtubule. The record is from RefSeq and is a predicted model, not a curated record. Gene Ontology annotation, molecular function: microtubule binding. Lineage: Eukaryota; Metazoa; Chordata; Mammalia; Carnivora; Felidae. Bases 123 to 2300 code for a protein of 725 amino acids.